Molecule: messenger RNA, 2188 nt
Organism: Arabidopsis arenosa
Lineage: Eukaryota; Viridiplantae; Streptophyta; Magnoliopsida; Brassicales; Brassicaceae
Source: the annotation of a GenBank genome assembly
CAGAAUCAAAAUCGAACUCAAUCAUCACUCAAAAAUGCCAAUCCCAAUCUUCGAAACUUGCCGUAAGAGAAAACGAAAGCCGAGAGUUUACAAUCUUCAACGAUUCGGAGAAGAUGGGUUUCCGAUACACCGGAACGGAACUUUCCGACAUCAAAUUAGGGUUUUUUUACGAGAUUGUGCCGAGGUUGAAGAUUAUGAUCUCCGUGGUAUGCCUGUUUGGUGUACUCUCUUUAGCCAUGAGACGAAGAGUUCUCUGGUUCCACUUUACAUCGUUGAAGAAAAUGUGAUUCACUCAUCAGAACCAUACUGCGAUCACUGUCGAUGCACAGGUUGGAGUAAUCACUUUGUGUCCAAGAGAAAAUAUCACUUCAUUAUUCCGAAUGAUUCUGAGUGGAGUUUGCCAUUAGAAGAGGAUGCUUUUGAUUUUCAAACUCAUGCUUUACAUGGUUUGAUACAUUGUAAUGGUUUUGGACAUUUGGUAUGUGUCAAUGGUAUGGAAGGAGGUUCAAAGUACUUAUGCGGAAGAGAGAUUGUGGAAUUUUGGGAUCGGAUUUGUAAUAGUCUUGGAGCAAGGAUGAUUACGGUUGAAGAUUUGGCUAAGAAGAGGUCUUUGGAAUUGAGGUUGUUGUAUGGUGUUGCUUAUGGUCACUCUUGGUUUGGUAGAUGGGGAUAUAAGUUUUGUCGUGGGAGUUAUGGUGUGAGUAAGAGUGAUUAUGAGAAUGCUAUUGAGCUUCUAGGCUCACUUGAGCUUGAUCGGAUUGAGUGUGAUAUCAGUGAGCUUGGACAGUCUAAGGUGAUCAAACAGGUUAUUCGAUAUUAUAGAGAAAUGAGUGAAGGCCAUUUGAAGACAGUGAGAGAUCUUUUGCGGUUCAUGCUCAUUAUUAAGUCUCAUGCUUCUCCUCAAAAGCUUCUUCCUGCGACUCCUUCUCUCUUGACUGAUUCUCCACAUCAGAAAAGGUCAAAUAGGUUGCUUUUGAAGAAAAGCGAUGUUGCGGAUAAUGACAAGUCUCCGAAAUAUAGGAACUAUAGUACUGUCGCUGCAAAUUUGGGUAGUAGAUGGCCUGUGAGGAGACUAAUAUUUGCAGCUGAAGUGAUAGUAGAUUCACUGAAAGAGAUGAAAGCAUUGAAGCCGAAUGGUAUGACUCGACAAGAUGUUAGGGAUUCAGCUAGAUUGCAUAUUGGAGAUACUGGUCUGCUGGAUUACGUGCUGAAGUCGAUGAACAAUGUGGUCGUUGGGGAUGUUUUGGUUCGACGUUAUGUUGAUCCCAUGACACGUAUUCUGCACUAUACAAUCCAGGAGCUUGAUGAUGCGAUGAAAGCUGUAGAAUCGAAGAAAGAAGAAGCUGUGGUGCUAGAGGAGAUUACUCCUUUGAGGAUUUUUACUCCAUUGAAAGCUGGAGCUGAUGUUUAUGGAGAUUUGUUGUUACUAUACACAAAUGUGCUGUUGAACUAUCCAGAAUCUGAGCUAGUGAGAUCUGCAACUCAAGCAAUCUUAGACAGCAAGCACUUCGUUAAGGAGUGGCCUUUAUGGGACGACAACAAUGACAAAGUAUUACAAUUUGUUUGCCGUAUCAAUCCAAGUUUGAUUGAUAUGAGAUCAGAACAGAUCACAGAGCUGCCUCCAGGUGAAUUAGUUACAGUGCCAUUACAAGCCACAGUCUUUGAUCUAAAGCAAGCCAUUGAAGACACUUUCAGAGAUACUUACUGCAUCUUGUCAAAUUUUGUGGUGAAUGAGAUUGAAGAGGUUAAAGAAGAUAUGAGUUUGACCGAGUCUUGUUCUGCUUUAACAGUUAGAGGUCAUGGGAUUGAUUUGGAAUCAAAACUCAAGUGUCAAGGUGGAUGUGAUACAUGGAUGGUGAAAUGUAUUUGCAGGGCUAGAGAUGAUGAUGGCGAGAGAAUGAUAUCGUGUGAUGUCUGCGAAGUAUGGCAACAUACACGAUGUUGCGGUAUCGAUGAUUCAGAUACUUUGCCUCCACUUUUUGUUUGCUCGAAUUGCUGUGAAGAAUUUGCAGAGCAACAGAGGAAAGUGUUGCAGCCCAAAUAUGAGUUUCCGAGUUCAGAGAACAUGUUUCUGAUCGAAUCUGCAGAUGCUUUCUUUGGAGAUCAGAGAUGUCUUGGUAUGAUUUUCCCUGAAGAAAACUAUCUCUUGUAAAAGUCAGUUUAGGAUCAAUACAUUGUAGAUAAUCAA